Messenger RNA from Ochotona curzoniae (black-lipped pika), 738 nucleotides. RefSeq names its product Rab acceptor 1 (gene RABAC1). The transcript has 5 exons. Bases 83 to 640 code for a protein of 185 amino acids. Lineage: Eukaryota; Metazoa; Chordata; Mammalia; Lagomorpha; Ochotonidae. The record is from RefSeq and is a predicted model, not a curated record. Gene Ontology annotation, cellular component: Golgi apparatus.
CGCUGGGCCGGGGUGAGGCCUGGUUCGGGCGGGGUCGGGACCCAGGGCUGCAGACGGCGCCGCGACCGUCCCCGGCGCCGACAUGGCGGCCCAGAAGGAGCCGCAGAAGGAUGCCGAGGCGGAAGGGCUGAGCGCCACGUCCCUGCUGCCCAAGCUGAUUUCGGCGGGCGCUGGCCGGGAGUGGCUGGAGCGGCGCCGUGCCACCAUCCGGCCCUGGGGCGCCUUCGUGGCCCAGCACCGCUUCUCGCGGCCCCGCAACCUGGGCGAGCUCUGCCAGCGCCUGGUCCGCAAUGUGGAGUACUUCCAGAGCAACUACGUGUUUGUGUUCCUGGGCCUCAUCCUCUACUGCGUGGUGACGUCCCCCAUGCUGCUGGUGGCCCUGGCUGUCUUCUUCGGCGCCUGCUACAUCCUCUACCUGCGCACGCUGCAGUCCAAGCUCGUGCUCUUUGGCCGAGAGGUGACCCCGGCCCAUCAGUACGCCCUGGCUGGAGGCGUGUCCUUUCCUUUCUUCUGGCUGGCAGGGGCGGGCUCGGCCGUCUUCUGGGUCCUGGGGGCCACCCUGGUGGUCAUCGGCUCCCAUGCUGCCUUCCACAAGAUUGAGUCCGUGGAUGGGGAGGAGCUGCAGAUGGAGCCCGUGUGAGCUGGCCUCCCGGGCCAAGUGUCCCCACCCCUGCUUCCUGUCACAAGCUUGGGGAAGGUUUGCUUUUAGAAAUAAAGCUAUUCCGUUGUCAUCUGGCA